Molecule: messenger RNA, 1151 nt
Organism: Anolis carolinensis (green anole)
Lineage: Eukaryota; Metazoa; Chordata; Lepidosauria; Squamata; Anolidae
Gene: mrps7
Product: mitochondrial ribosomal protein S7
Exons: 5
Coding region: 16-945 (309 amino acids)
Biological process (GO): translation; ribosomal small subunit assembly
Cellular component (GO): mitochondrial small ribosomal subunit; ribosome
Molecular function (GO): mRNA binding; rRNA binding; structural constituent of ribosome
Source: RefSeq, a predicted model, not a curated record
UCACAACCUCUGAGGAUGCCUGCCAUAGAUGUGGGCGAAACGUCAGGAGAGAAUGCACUGGAACAUGGCCAUACAGUCCGGAAAUCUCACAGCAACCCAGUGAUUCCGGCCAUUAAAGCCUUCAGGGCUCCGCAGAAGCCCUCUUCCUGGGCAACCAGUAGGAAACUCGUUCAGGCAAUAGCGGAGGGCAGCCCUCUGCGGGGUCCUGAGGGCAGAAGCAAGAUGGCCGCCCCCAUGGUGGCGAAGCUCGGCACCCUCGCAGGAGGGAUCUGCACUCGGUGGAAAGCUUGGCUGCCUGGACUAACUCAAGUCAGGUGGAGUCGGUAUAACCCUAAUUUCAUUGAACCAGAAGUGAACAAAGAAGUCUAUCAAAAACCAUUGGAACAAUUGUCAGAAGAAGAAAAGACAGCAUGGGAUCUUAAAACAGUCCAACCUAUAAAAGCCACUCCUGCCAAUGUCAGCAGCUCUGUAUUCUAUGACCCAUUGAUCAGCAAAUUCACUAGUCUCAUGAUGAAGGGAGGAGAUAAGGUUUUGGCCCGAUCCCUCAUAAAUCAGACUUUGGAAACUAUUAAGAGGAAACAGAUUGAAAAGUACCAUAAAGCAGAUGAGAAGGAAAAAGAAAACAUUGAAUGCAACCCUUACACAAUCUUCCAUCAAGCAUUAAAAAACUGUGAACCUGUCAUUGGACUUGUGGGUGUUCAGAAAGGAGGCAGAACCUACCAGGUCCCAACCCCACUGACAGACAGUCGGCGACGCUUCUUAGCAAUGAAGUGGAUGAUAACAGAAUGCAGAGAAAACAAACACAGGAGGACACUUAUGCCUGAAAAGCUUUCCAAUGAGUUGCUGGAAGCCUUUAACAACCAAGGUGCUGUAAUAAAGAAAAAGCAUGAGCUUCACAAAAUGGCUGAGGCUAACCGGGCCUUUGCUCAUUUUCGGUGGUGGUAGAACAUACACUAGUUUGCCAAAUGCACCUUCUGAAGAUGGCAACUUUGUUACAAGACAAGGAUUCUUACCUUUUAAAAUUCUGUAUGGCUUUCUUUGCAUAACACAGGCCUGGGAGGGCCAUUGCGAGAUUCACAGCUGCCUCUUCUCUAAUAGUAUGAUAAAGAAGAUAUUAGCUAAAAUAAAAUGUCCUCUUUUUUUUUACUCAA